CAGAUCAGAAUUCAUAUCACUUCCGCUUAAUCUACCCUGUUUCUCUGUUAAACCAUAUUCUUUCUGCAUCAUCACUACGACACUAAGUCAGCUAUACAAAUCACAUGACCACCACCCUUCCGAUCUUAUCGGCCUCACAUCCGACACUUUCCUCCCCCGGCCCGUUCAUCUUUUCGGAUAUCUUUUCCUCUGCGGGGUCAUUUUACUCAUUCUUCACCAUUUUACUCUGGCCCUGUUGCUGUCCUUGAUGAGCCGAACCGCUGUGGUCACCCGAUGGCGAUUUUCUCGGAAUCACCCCGGAUGAGGAUGUCUUCAACGCCCUUUGCCGACGGUGGCCGCAUUGGACAUAUAUAUCUGACCUGAUAGCCUGGCUUCCAAGGUGGAUCAGAUUUUGUCAACCUUUUCUUCCCGGGCAGAUUGAACCCCUCGUCCAUUGACACCAUGGCCGCACCAACAUACUCGCCUGUCCAGGAGACAGGUCGAAUCUUCUCCUACCUCUGUGACCAGGCCGAACGUCUUAGCUUGCCUUCAGAGGUUGUGGAACGAAAGGAUGACGUCUCCUUUUACUCUGCUCAUGACGAAAUCUAUUUCCCCAUCCCGUUCAAGGAGACAGAAACCCUCGCUGCCUUGAAGGGUCUCGAAGGCUCCGUCGCUGGAGCAAUUGCGGAUCUGCGAUACGGACAAUCACCCCAGAAGCGAAAUGUCAAGGUGAACCUGGAAAGGGCGACCGCAUUUGGCUGUCAGGCAUACAUGGCCAAGGUGGAUGGAUUGUCCAAGCUGGACCCGGCCGUCAAAACUAAGUUGAAAGAUACGGACCUUUUGGCCGCGCAGUCCAAUGGCUACCGUCGAAUGUCCGCCAACCUCUACAAAACUAAGAACGAAGGAGAGUUUUUCCACAUCCAUGGCUCCCUGGAAGCCACAACAACAUUGAACAUGAUCGGGCUUGAAGGUCAUCGUCCAGACUUGACCGACUAUGAGGAUGUCAUCAAGGUGAUCGAGGACAAGGUGCAGAAAUAUAGUGCGGCAGAGUUGGAAGAUAUGAACCGGGACCGAAGACAAGCUGGUGUGACCGCUUUCAAACAUGAAGACUUCAUCAAGACCCCGCACGGUCAACUCAAUGUACAGGAACCCCCAUGGAAGGUGUCCCGUCUGAGUGGCGAUCUGCCUCCUACUCCUUUCCCGGCCAGCGGAAGCAAGAAGAUUCUCGAGGGGGUCAAGGUCUUGGAACUCUGUCGAAUUAUUGCCGGCCCAACAAUCACACGUAUCCUGUCCGAAUAUGGUGCAGAUGUCUUGAAGAUCACCAGCCCGCACCUCUCCGACGUUCCGUUCUUCCAGGUGGACGGUAACAUGGGCAAGCAUGCUGCUGACCUUGACCUGAAGACUGAUGAAGGACGUCGUCAAUUCGAGGAGCUUCUUACGGAUGCCGAUGUCCUCGUCGACGGGUACCGUCCUGGAGCACUGGAAAAGCUGGGCUAUGGACCUGAUGCUCUUGCUUCGCUAGGAGAGAAGCGAGGAAAGGGUUAUGUGUAUGUGAACGAGAACUGCUUUGGAUACGAAGGAGAGUGGGCUGGACGUCCCGGUUGGCAGCAGAUUGCGGACUGUGUCACUGGUAUUGCAUGGGCACAGGGUGAAUUCAUGGGUCACUCAUCGCCCACAGUCCCUCCUUUCCCCAUCUCCGACUACGGUACCGGCUGCAUGGGCGCCAUCGCUGCAUUGACAGGUCUCUACCACCGAGCCAAGACCGGCGGUUCAUACCACGGCAAGGCUUCCCUGAUGCACUACGAUCUUCUCCUCUUCGCCGUGGGCAAAUACUCGGACGCAGUCCAGGAGAAGAUGCGAUCCGCACAGCCACAAGAAUUCUUCAACCUGCGUCACUGCGACAGCGUAGACCGCAUCUCCUCGACCGUCCUGAAGAUCAUGCAGACCCGAUUCCCGCAUCUGUACCUGUCUCCGGAGGAGGCCGGACAGGAAGCGCUGACAGAGAAGUGGUUUUCGAAAGCGUACAAUGCCGACACUGAGAUUGUCCGACCCAUCACUGAGAUUGAUGGCGUUGAGAAUGUAUUUGAACGGGCUAGUCGACCGAAUGGAACUGACCGGGCCAGUUGGGGGGAUUUUGCCCAAGACAAGGGCGAGAAGAAGUGUUAAUUACUUUACAUACCAUGAUUGCAUCUACCUACCAAACUCUCCUUACCCUAUAAUCUACCGCCAGACCUGCCGUCG
Messenger RNA from Aspergillus wentii DTO 134E9, 2220 nucleotides. RefSeq names its product CAIB/BAIF family enzyme. NCBI's taxonomy places the organism in Eukaryota, Fungi, Ascomycota, Eurotiomycetes, Eurotiales, Aspergillaceae. The coding region runs from base 442 to 2145 and encodes 567 amino acids. The record is from RefSeq and is a predicted model, not a curated record. Gene Ontology annotation, molecular function: catalytic activity. The transcript has 4 exons.